UGUUUGGUUGUUGUUCACAAAGAAGGAUCGAUCUCGACGCUUUAAAAGGAGCAAGACUAAUAUUUGACGUCGAUAGUCAUGUGUAAUUUGAACAGCUUGAUGAUGGAUUACAAUUUAUUAAGUUUGAUUUUUUCUCUUUAGCAUAGUGUUAUCGAAAUAACUGUGGAUGUACAAAGAAAAGCGACUGAGUAUUUAAACAGCUUGGCACAAUCGAUCGCAGACGACAGUUCGGGAUGAAAGAAACUGUCUAUUCGAUAUAGUUCCUGCUGGUGAUCGCAUGCCGCCAAAUAUUUGGAAGGCUGAUGUGUCGUCUGCUACCAACUUCAGGACGUGGAUUUAGAGCGGAGAAUUCACUGUGAAAACUAGUAUUGAUUCUGGCUAUUGCGCGAGAUGUAUGGAGCUUUCGAAAACUGCUGUAUAGUAUUGUGAUAUAAAACCAAAUAUUGGAUUUAUAAACAAAAACCAGCUCUUCUUGGGAUUUAAAAAUACUAUAUUCAAUAAACUUCAAGAUUAAAAUUCAUUAAAAUAUGGAUUUGAGAAUAUAAUGGCAAAUUCAUUUGUCAGGAGGAAAAACCUACUGGUGUUUUAUUCAGCUCAUUCUCAUGUGCGCUACGUGGAAUAGUUAAAUGUACUGGAUUAGCGUCAAUUCUGUGAUAGAAACGGCUACAACGACAUAAAAAUUGAAUAUAUUUACAGUGUGAAAUUAUUUAGGUCGCCAAAAUGUCAUCGUCACAAACGAGAAAAAUAUCCACUACAGAUCGGAAAGGUGUUCAGUCCCUGUUUAUACCGGCCGUUCCCCAAAUCGUCCUGAACGCGGACGAGAAAGCAGACUCUAACUGUAGCACAAUACCCCAUUCCCGAUCAGCUGGUGAGCUGGCUACGUGUAUGGCCGGUGUGUCUGGGACUUCAAGCAAAGCUUCCAGUGGGAAUGCCAUAAAUUGUAACGGGAAAGAAGCCGAGUCCAGAAACGUUAUAGAUAUAUAUUGUUCUCCGAGACUUCCGAGGCGAUCUUUUCAACAAUACGGGAGCCAUAAUUCAGCUCACUGUGAUGAUGACACCAAUUGGUUGGAGACGUAUGACUCUAACACGCUCCCUAAUAAACUGGGUCCAGGAAGUCGGGUUGGGAGUGCUGUGUCCCUAACAAGCGAGUAUACAGCUCGCAGCGUUGGUCUUAUAUCAAACGACUCGUCAUCCGAUAGCACACAAUUUUCGGACAAACUUGAGCUGAUUAAACACAAACAAAGUCUACUGAGGCGAUACGUAUCAAAUCCCGAAAAACCAAACGAUGUCUAUGACACUCAAGUUCAAAGGUGUACUAAGUCUGUUAAUAAUUUAAAUAACGAAUGUGGACAACAGAUGUUUGUCAAUCAAAGCAAUUCUAGUACGGACGGAAGUUUUCCUGAUCUGGGUCCCCUAGCGGGAGUUGAAAGGGAGCUAACAAAGGUCAAAACGCAGAGGGACUACGAAGAGUCGGACGAUGGUUUUUCAUCGACCAUGGUUACUAUGGUAACUGACGAGUUAGCUGUAAAAGAAGGAAGGGUUCGUCAAUGGCUAACGGAAAUGGGUUCCACCAAUGAAUAAUCACUUCCGGUUUAGUAUAAUUGUUAUUUUCAGAAACAUUUACCUUUGACGAUAUGUGUCCCCCUUCACUCAUAUUUUGUUUUUCAGCUAUGUGAAUAUUUUGCUGAAAUGUGUUUGACAAUUGAAUAUAUUUUAAAACAUUUAACUACAAAUGAUGGUAAACGAAAUAUUGGAUUUUAAGCUGUUUCUUCAUUGUUUUUAUUCUUGUGAUUUUAACUUAAA
Mizuhopecten yessoensis (Yesso scallop) is the source of this 1803-nucleotide messenger RNA. RefSeq lists its product as uncharacterized. The coding region runs from base 721 to 1581 and encodes 286 amino acids. The record is from RefSeq and is a predicted model, not a curated record. The transcript has a single exon. NCBI's taxonomy places the organism in Eukaryota, Metazoa, Mollusca, Bivalvia, Pectinida, Pectinidae.